Messenger RNA from Limulus polyphemus (Atlantic horseshoe crab), 1075 nucleotides. Its product is annotated as glutathione synthetase-like. The transcript has 9 exons. Gene Ontology annotation, cellular component: cytosol. The record is from RefSeq and is a predicted model, not a curated record. Gene Ontology annotation, molecular function: ATP binding; glutathione synthase activity; glutathione binding. The coding region runs from base 185 to 1075 and encodes 296 amino acids. Lineage: Eukaryota; Metazoa; Arthropoda; Merostomata; Xiphosura; Limulidae. Gene Ontology annotation, biological process: glutathione biosynthetic process.
CAACGUCCAAUGUUUGAUUGUCUAAUACUAGUGACAGAAAUGAUAAGCAGUUAGUCAUGUGAUACUUUAUAUCGUUGUUUUGGUAAAGUGAUAAAAAGUUUUAAGAAUUUAAGUUAUAUACAGGAAAGGGGAGAAGAGUUGAUAUCCAGUAAAGACUGACCAAGGGAAGUAAAAUUAAGUAAAAAUGUAUUCAGAUUUCAUUCAACACAUUCUACCUCAUCAAAGCAUGGACCAAGAACACCAGCAACUGUCCUUAGCACCUGUUGUUCAGAUGGCAAAAGAUUAUGCACUCAUAAAUGGCAUAUCCAUGCGGGCUAAAGAGUCUUGUGAAGAUGACAGCGUGGUCUUACUACCAUUUUGUCUUUUUCCAUCACCAUUUCCAAAAAAGAGUUUUGAAUAUGCAAAGUUCAUUCAGAAAGAUAUUAAUUUACUAAUUCAUCAAGUGGCUUACAAUUAUGAAUUCUUAAGCUCCUGUUUAAAGAAUACGAUUCAAACAGAUGAGUUCACAGCAAAUUUGUUUAGUAUAUAUGAAGAAGUCAUGAAAGAAGGUUUUGCUCAACCCCUAAGUUUGGGAUUGUUUCGGUCUGAUUACAUGCUAAACAGUACUAGUAAAGAUGUGAACUUUGAAGAUUUGGAGAUAAAACAGGUAGAGAUUAAUACAAUUGCAUCAAGUUUUGGUGGACUCGCACCUCGAUUGGAAAGUUUACAUAGGCUUGUUUUGAACGUGUGUGGAUGUCAAGAGCUUACUCAAAAGAUUCCUGUAAACCUAGCUGUCAGUGGAUUAGCUGAUGGUUUAGUUGCUGCAUGGGAAGUCUAUGGUAAACCAGAAGCAGUUAUUCUUUUUAUUGUUGAAGAAGAAACUUAUAAUAUAAGUGAUCAAAGGUGUUUAGAGUUUGCUGUUCGAGAAAAGAGAAAAGAUGUUCAUGUGACAAGACAGAAAUUUUCAGAACUUCAGGUGAAUGCUGUGUUAAAAGAGAAAGAGCUUCAUGUGAAAAACCAAGAAGUUGCUGUGGUUUACUUUCGUACUGGUUAUGUUCCUGAUCACUAUGGUACACAGGUCAGUGGAAGCAAUUAA